Brassica rapa (field mustard) is the source of this 1092-nucleotide messenger RNA. RefSeq lists its product as uncharacterized. NCBI's taxonomy places the organism in Eukaryota, Viridiplantae, Streptophyta, Magnoliopsida, Brassicales, Brassicaceae. The record is from RefSeq and is a predicted model, not a curated record. Gene Ontology annotation, molecular function: catalytic activity.
AUGAAGAUUUUUAGCUGGAAUAUUAGAGGCAUUAACGGAAGUGGUCGUCAGAGGGUGGUUAGUAGUUGGUUGCAGAGUUUGGGCUCUUCAGUUGGAGCCCUUCUUGAAACGCAUGUACAGGAAGAAAAUUUUCUUAGUGUUUUGGGGGAGGUGGCUCCAGGGUGGAGAUUCGAGAGUAAUUAUUCAGAAGCCGCAGGAGGAAGGAUUUGGCUUCUGUGGAGACCGGCGUUAUCAGUGGUGGUAUAUUUGAAAUCUGAUCAGUUUAUCUUGUGUGGGGUGAUCGAUCCGGCGACAGGAAUGGAGUUUACAGUGGCCUUUGUGUAUGCUCACAAUACAGAGGCUGAACGGCGUAAUUUGUGGAGAGAUCUAGUCAUUUUAUCUAGCAAUCAUUUGGUGGUUGAGUCGCCGUUUUUAGUAAUGGGGGACUUCAAUCAAAUAGUGUCGGCAGCGGAGCAUUAUUCUUUGCUUCCCUAUGAUUUACCGGUGAGAGGGAUGGAGGAGUUUCAGGAGUGUUUGCAGCAGAGUAAUCUUUCAGACUUGGAUAUCAGGGGAACAUUCUUCUCUUGGUCCAACAAACGACCAGAAGACCCAAUUCUCAGGAAGUUGGAUAGAGUAUUGUGUAAUGAGAAGUGGAGGGACAGAUAUCCGGAGUCGGUCAGUAUAUUUGAAGCUCCGGGAGAUUCGGAUCAUUCGCCAGCAGUGGUAGAAUUCUCCUCAGUCAAUCAGAUAAGGAAAUGUAGCUUCAAGUAUUUUUCCUUCAUCUCGUCGCAUCCAAGGUAUUUGGCUGAGGUAUUAAAGACUUGGGAAGAGCCAAUACCGGUGGGUUCGAAACUGUUUUCCUUGGGGCAGAGACUUAAGAGGGUGAAAUCUACUUGUAGAAAGCUGAAUAAAGAGGGAUUUGGGAAUAUACAACAGAAAGCUAAGGACGCUCUUAACUCUUUGAAAGAGAUUCAAUUACAGUUGUUAAAUUUGCCCACGGACGCUUUAUUCCGUCAAGAGUUUGUGGCUCGACAGAAAUGGAAGCUUCUUGAAACAGCGCAGGAGAUCUUCUAUAGUAGGAAGGCAAGAGUGAGGAGGUCACAGGGUUUUUAA